This is a messenger RNA of Otolemur garnettii (small-eared galago), 1695 nucleotides long. Its product is annotated as WAS/WASL-interacting protein family member 2-like. Lineage: Eukaryota; Metazoa; Chordata; Mammalia; Primates; Galagidae. Gene Ontology annotation, molecular function: actin binding. The record is from RefSeq and is a predicted model, not a curated record.
AUGACUUUUAACCUACGCGUGAAACCGCCGAAUUCGAAUUCUCACUCGGUCCGCAAGAGAAGGUGUGCGCGCCCGCGACCCGGAGAGGCUGCAAGCAAGGAAACGGUGUCUGGGGGUGCCGUCGGAUCUGGGGAAGGAGCCCGAAGCACCCAUCACACUCUUCGGACACCAGGCCUGCGGCAGGCCACCACGCAGUCCGCAGGACUCCGGGAGCAGGAACUCGCUGAAGUUUGCCAAGCCCGGGCCCGAGACUCCGGAAAGUUGCAGCUUCCCUUGGAGCGUUUCUUCUGGCUCUCAGAGGCGGGGUCGUCGCGGGAGCAGGAGGCUGCAAAUAAAGACAGAGAGAGAGCAGUGCCAACUGCGAACAGGACAAGGACGUCAAUUCCUCCUCCCCCUGCACCCCCACCCGGCCCUUCUACCCCUCCCACUUUUAAUCAGGCAAACACAGAGCAGCCCAAGCUGAAUAGAGAUGAGCAGCAGGGUCGAGCUGCCCUUUUACAGAACAUUUGCAAAGAGACCAAGCUGAAGAAGGUGACCAACAUUAACGAUGAGAGUGCGCCCAUCCCAAAGCCCAAAGCAAGUGGCAGCGGUUAUGGCUCUGGAGUAGCUGCCCUGAAGCCCAAGGGAGGGCUCUUCCAAGGAGGAGUGCCGAAGCUUCGACCUGUGGGAGCCAAGGACACUUCAGAGAACCUAGCUGGUAAGCCAGCCCUGCAGGUCCCCAGUUCUCCAGCUGCUGCCCCAAGGCCUCCAGUGUCUACAGCCAGUGGAUGUCCUCAAGAUGAUACAGAUAGCAGCCGGGCCUGGGUCCCAGAACUGCCCGGGAUGCAGAGACCCUCUUUACCGGACCUCUCUCCGCCCAGUACCACCAGCAGUACCGGCAUGAUGCACAUGCCAGUGCACCCCUCCACCCUGCCCCCAGGUAGCAUGCCAGUGCACCCCCUGCACCUCUACCCCCCAGCAUGCCAGUGCACCCCUGCACCUCUGCCUAUGCGCAGCAGCAAAGCCCCAGCCUACAACAGAGAGAAACCCUUACUUCCCUCGGACACCUGGACAAAGGCUCACCCUGGUGGAGAGGGACCUCCUGCUCCACCCCCAGUCAAACCACCUCCUUCCCCCGUGAAUAUCAGAACCGGACCAAGUGGCCAGUCUCUAGCACCCUCUCCUUCGCCUUACCUUCAGCCUCCUGGGGUCCCCAAUGGACCCUCCAGUCCCACUAAUGAGUCAGCUCCUGAGCUGCCACAGAGCCAUAAUUCUUUGCAUAGGAAGACACCAGGGCCCGCCAGAGGCCUAGCACCGCCUCCACCCACCUCAGUAAUAGGCCACAUCCCCCUACCCAAGACCCUCCCCGGGGAUCCUCCACACCCACCACCCGCGAUCCGAAAUGGUGCCGGAGAUGCUCCCCCACCACCCCCAUCAUACCGAAUGCAUGGGUCGGCAACCCAGAGCCGAAGAGAGCCCCCACCUCCACUCAGGACGCCAACAGGGCCACCCCCUCCUCCACCGCCACCUUUGAGGAAUGGCCACAGAGAUUCUGUCACCACUGUUCGAUCUUUCUGGGAUGAUUUUGAAUCAAAGUGUUCCUUCUAUCCAGUAGACUUUCCUGCUCCAGAAGAACAUAAACACUUUCAGAGAAUAUAUCCCAGCAAAACAAACCGAGCUGCCCGUGGGCCCCCUCUACCACCCUUUCUCAGGUGA